AUGCAUAACUCGCGAUUUUCGUAUCCAAUCUCCAAGCCGUACCCUUUCAGGUGGUUCACACCCGUCGCCUUGGUAGGCGGUCUUGUUCUUGCAGUCUUACUUUCGUUGCUCAACCUGAGCGCGAACGGCUUUUACCUGAAGACUGUCUACACGUCCGACCCCAACAGCACUGAAGCCCAUGCAAAUGCACAACUAAAAUAUCUUCAAAGAUGGUUCAGGCAGCGUCCAUUCAAUUGGCAGAGUGAUGUGCAGACAGAAUGCCAACCGCAUCUGUUGUCCGUUGGAGAUUCCUUCUUCACCACAAACCUCGGCUUCCGAUACACUAUCAAAGCGAUUACAGACCCGGCCAGAACCUCCUUGUCCACAAUUGGUUACAAGAACAACACCCUUCAGAACUGUAUGCCGAAGGAAUCUUUCUUCCUUCAGUUGAGAAAGUCCGACACUGCGGCUCCACCUGCGCCUUCAAGAUUGCUUUCAUGGAUAGAUUCAUCCAUACUGGCGACAUUCAAUUGUACUAUUGCAACUGAUGACGGCCUGAUGACUAUGACGGUCACGAACGAAUACAGGGUUUCAGGGGACGAGAUCUAUAGCUAUGCUAUAGAAGAUGAUUACAAGACACAUGCCAGCGUUUGGUGGGGAACCAGAUUACUCAACGCCUAUUGGAAUGGGGUGCUAGUUACGGCAUCCCGCAUGACAAAGGUAAGAGACGGAAAGAAAUAUGUCGUCCGAGCUCAUUUAUAUUAUACAUUGGACCCAUUUGAAACAGACAUUCAAGACGACAAAUUCUUCAACCUGUACUGGUGGACGGGAAACGAUGACAGCUCGGGGCCGAGUAAAAACGAUCUAGAAGAUGACGAAGGUUAUCACGACUACAACUCUAAUUUUUAUGUCUCGCCGUCAUUAACAGAAGGACUCCACUGCACCAAGAUCUUGUAUUCUCUUCUUUCCCUGGAUCUGGGUAAUUGCCAGUCGCCAAGUCUUCUGCUUGAUGACAAUGGCCUGGAGUACGCAAUUCUGGCACCAAAUGACUCGAAUCGAGCGCCUGGGGGCCUCCUGAAUGGAUCCGCUUCUGCUCCAGAUGGAAUAGAACGUUUCAACCGGAUUCCUAGCCCUGUGCCUAAUAGCACAGAUAAACAUCUGACAGAUCUCAAAGACUCAUUCGAUAAGUUCCAUUCUCUUAUGGGACCCUUGGGCUGCAAAAAUGCCACCAUUGUUGACCAAUACCUUUGCUCUGUUCCUCAGCAAAAAAGCUGGGGGGUAUUACUUUUCUCAAUAUUGCUUGCGGAUCUAGUCUUCCUCCAGGCGGCUUGGAAGAUUCUGACAUGGACUGCCGAUGCCUUGGUAAAGAAGGAUAACCCGGAAGCAAUGUCCUGUGAGGGCCAUCGGACUCAGAGCGAAUCCUUUCAGCCGUUGGACAGCUCUAGUGCAUUUCAUCAUGAGUUUAGACAGAUUCCUUGUCAACCUCGGAAGGUUGCGACUUACUAG
This is a messenger RNA of Colletotrichum gloeosporioides, 1485 nucleotides long. RefSeq lists its product as uncharacterized. NCBI's taxonomy places the organism in Eukaryota, Fungi, Ascomycota, Sordariomycetes, Glomerellales, Glomerellaceae. The transcript is spliced from 4 exons. The record is from RefSeq and is a predicted model, not a curated record. The coding region runs from base 1 to 1485 and encodes 494 amino acids.